AUGGCCAACGGCGGCAACGAUCACGCCGACCGGCUGCACCCCGGCGCCGGCACUGGUGCAGCUACCGGAUCAGCUACUGGAUCGAGUUCUGAGCUCUCUCCACCGUCAACAGCAGGCUUGGCGGGAUCGACACAGGCCGGCGAGCCAUCACCGCGGUCUGUUUUGGACAAUGUUGACGAGAAGAGUGAAAGCACACGACCAGACGACAAGGCGACAUCACGAGAUGCAGCACGAACAUUUAUGCCGUCCGAUGCAGCAAAGAACAAGGACGUGCACACCAGCCACGACAGCCACGACAGCCACGACGACUCGGACGGCUCUUCCGACGGAGACGCAGAGGACACUGGCCGCCGCAACGACCCUGGCGACGCCCACCGAGAGCAUCCCGACGACGACGACGAAGACGACGACGACGACACCCCGCCCAUGGCCAACGAGCCAGGCGCCGGUCUGCAGGCUCUCGAGGUGCAAAUGUCGCAGCAGGCCAACGAGCGGCCCGCCUCGCUGUCGCUCGCCCGCACCGUCUCCCGCGCGCCCACCAUCAUUCCCCGGUCCAAGCGCCGCGGCCUGUUUGGCCAGUUUGCCAUUUUGCCCGAGGUCGAGCGCCCCUACGAGUACCGCAACAAGACCAAGUGGCUCAUCACGCUGAUUGUCGCCCUGACGGCCGCCGGCGGCCCGCUGGGCUCGUCCAUCCUCUACCCGGCCCUCGCCUCGCUCACCGUCGACCUGCACACCUCCCCGACCACGGCCAACCUCAACGUGGCCCUCUACAUGCUGGCCAUGGGCAUCUUCCCGCUGUGGUGGUCGUCCUUUUCCGAGACCCUGGGCCGCCGCACCAUCUACAUCAUAUCGUUUUGCCUGUUUGUCGUCUUCUCCAUCCUCAGCGCCAUCAGCAAGAGCAUCGGCAUGCUCAUUGUCAUGCGCGUCCUCGCCGGCGGUGCCUCGGCCUCUGUCCAGGCCGUCGGCGCCGGCACGCUCGCCGACAUCUGGGAGCCCCGCGAGCGCGGCCGCGCCAUGGGCAUCUUCUACCUGGGCCCGCUGACGGGUCCGCUGUUUGCGCCCAUCAUCGGCGGUGCCCUGGCCGAGAAGUGGGGGUGGGAGAGCACCAUGUGGUUCCUCACAAUCUAUGGUGGCCUGGCCUUUGUGAUGCUCUUCUUCUGUCUGCCCGAGACGCUGGCGCGUGACCGGCGCCCGCCGCGCGAGCUUGAGAAGACGGAGAAGACGGAGAAGCAGGAGAAGAAGAACAAGCCACCACAGACACAAACACAGACACAGGCGGACGUCGAGGGGCAGGCUACAAGCAUGGCGGAGGGCGAGGCCGCCGAGUCGGGGGCGGCCGUGGCCCCGGCUCUCGCCCGCAUGACCACGACCCAGUCGGUGCGGGUGCAGACGCAGCGCGUAGGUUCCUUCCUGAAGGUGGCCUUUGUGCAGCCGCUCUCCGUCCUCCUGUAUCUCCGCUUUCCGCCCAUCCUCUUGACCGUCGUCUACGGCUCCGUGACCUUUGGCUCGCUCUUUGUGCUCAACGUCAGCAUCCAGUCCGCCUUCGCCAAGCCGCCCUACCAGUUCAGCGAGCUCAUUGUCGGCCUGCUCUACAUCCCCAGCAGCCUGGGCUACAUUCUCGCGUCCCUCGUCGGCGGCCGCUGGAUCGACAACAUCAUGGCCCGCGAGGCCCGCAAAGCCGGCCGCUACGACGCGCAGGGCCGCCUCGUCUUCCUGCCCGAGGACCGCAUGCGCGAAAACGCCUGGCUCUCCGCCUCGCUGUUCCCGGCCGCCCUCGUCUGGUUCGGCUGGACCGCCCAGCACGGCGUCUACUGGAUCGUCCCCUCGAUUGCCAACUUUGUCUUUGGCUUCGGCAGCAUGCUCGUCUUUGGCGCCGUCACCACCAUGCUGACCGAGUUUAUGCCGCGCCGCAGCUCCGGCGGCAUCGCCCUCAACAACUUCUUGCGCAACAUCUUCUCGUGCGUCGGCGCCAUUGUCGCCCAGCCGCUCAUCGGCGCCAUGGGCUACGGCUGGCUCUGCACCAUGAUUGCCCUGCUGGCCUGGAUCGUUGGCAACGCCUGCAUCUUUUUGCUGCGCCGCAACGGCUCCAAGUGGCGCAAGAGCAUGGACGAGCAGCUCAACAAAUCCCAGCCGUCCGCGCCCGCCUCCGUCUCGACCCGCCGCCGGAACUCUUCAUUGUACAACACCACCGCCAGCGGCACCGCCGAGCUCGGCUCCACAACAAUCUUGAGCCGCUCCAGCAGCAGCCGCAGCGCCGCCCGGAUUUGGUCCUCGCCCACCGCGUACACGCCGUGCACCCCCUGGCCCUGGCUCUCGGGCGUGUCGCCCGUCAGCACGGCCCAGUUGUGCACGCCCACCGGCGUCCGCAGGCCGUCGGCAAUCGUCAGCGACUGGACGGUCUCGAUCCGCUUCCCCUGCGCCAAUCCCCGCGCACAGUCGUCCGCGCCGUCCAGCGACGGCUCCGCGCCAAACACCCGGAUGCCCGUGCCCUGGGCCGACAGCACUGUGCCCGCCAGCAGGCCGCCGCCGCCGCAUGGGGUCAUGAUGGCGUCCAGGCCGCCGCCGGGGGCGGUGGUUCGUUGCGGGGCCGUGGCGGACGCGUACAGCAGGGCCGUGGGCCCUGCGCCCGAGCCCACGGCCGCGGUCUGCGCUUUCGCCGCCGCCACCUGCUCCUGCAGCUCCAGCCCGGCCGUGCCCUGUCCCAGGAUAAUGUCCGGGUGGUCGUACGGCGGCACCAGCCGCGCGCCCGUCGCGGCCAUCACCUCCGCCGCCACGGCCUCGCGCUCGGCGGCCGUGGACCCGCUAAACACGACACGGGCCCCGUACCCCCGCGUGGCCGCCACCUUGGGCGCGGCCGAGAUCGCGGGCAUCACAAUGUGUGCCGGCAGCCCCGCCGUGCGCGCCGCCAGCGCCAGCGCCUGGGCGUGGUUGCCCGAGCUGUGCGUCGCCACGCCCUUGGCGAACCCGCCGCCCGCCUCCCACCCGGGCUCCCGCUUGAGCCGCUCGACCGCAUGGAACGCGCCGCGGGCCUUGAAGGCGCCGACGCGCUGCAUGUUCUCGCACUUGAACCAGAUGCGCAGCGUUGGGCGGGCCGGCGUCGCGCCCUCCCACGGCGUGCCCUGCAGCUCCUCGGCGGUGCGCGGCGUCGACACGAUGCCGUCAAUCGUGCGGUUGGUCAAGACGGGCGUGCGGUGGACAAAGGGACGGAUGAGGUUGUGGGCCUCGACGACGGACGCGCGCGUCAGUGGCGGGCAAGUACUCAGGUCAGCCAUGGCGGACGAGGAGGGGGGGAUGGAGGAUAUCGUGGAGAUCGAGCGGAUCGUGAAGCUCGUGGCGCGGCGAGGACUCGGUCUCUUUUCUCUCGAGUGA
Sporothrix brasiliensis 5110 is the source of this 3369-nucleotide messenger RNA. RefSeq lists its product as uncharacterized. The coding region runs from base 1 to 3369 and encodes 1122 amino acids. The transcript is spliced from 2 exons. NCBI's taxonomy places the organism in Eukaryota, Fungi, Ascomycota, Sordariomycetes, Ophiostomatales, Ophiostomataceae. Gene Ontology annotation, biological process: intracellular polyamine homeostasis; transmembrane transport. The record is from RefSeq and is a predicted model, not a curated record. Gene Ontology annotation, molecular function: polyamine transmembrane transporter activity.